Molecule: messenger RNA, 2643 nt
Organism: Phyllotreta striolata
Lineage: Eukaryota; Metazoa; Arthropoda; Insecta; Coleoptera; Chrysomelidae
Source: the annotation of a GenBank genome assembly
AUGCGGCUUUUCAUCCUGGCAUUCAUCGCAACCAUUUCAGCGAAAACCCCCGGGGGCUUCACCAUCGACGGCGAAGCCCUCGAAGGCGUCCGGGAAAUCGGCGAAGACGUGGAGAACUUCGUCGUAGACGUCGCCAAAGAGGCUCUAAAACUCGGCGUUUUCAACGUCGAUUACCAGCAGGAACCCGAAGAAAACUCCAGCAGCAACACAAUCAGCAAAAGCGACGAAUAUACGAGGAAAAAACGAGACACUCCCGCGAAUUGUCGCCCCGAUCGCCUCGAACAGCAACAAAUCGAGGAGAUACAGCGAGAAGUAGCGCAAUUGAACCAGCUGCUGGGAAUCGUCAACGACCAGCAGGACGUUCUAUCGAUGUUAGACCGAAACGGUGGGAUUCCAGCAGGAACGGAUCCGGCUGUUCUGCUCAAAGUCCUCGAGCACAUCAACAAUAACCUCGACGAAGGCGGCGCCGACGCUGCGCUGCCCACUUACAAGAAACUAGAGAACUUAAAGUACGAUUUGCAGGAGAUAUCGGCCCGUUUGAACCGAACGAAGGCCGUGUUCGAGCAGCAGAAGGUCCAGGAAGCGGCGCUGCAGGUGGAGCUGGCCCAGCAGAAGCGGCAGACGGCCCGUUUGAACAAACUCAUCGAUAAAAUCGUGAAGAAAGACGAAGAUGGUAUCGUGGGGGCGCCGAAAUCGGAGCCCAACGGCACCCAACCUCGAACGAGCAGCCUCUCCGACCUCCUCGAUGAAUCGGACAAGCCUAAAACUAGAGAUUUGAAAUCGGAUCUCGCCGAAUUCCUCACGAAAUUAGACCAGAAAGAUAACAAUAAAGAUACACCAAGUGACCAAGGCAAACCCACUUCCAGAGGCUUCACUGAAGACGACGUGGUGUUCCUCAAGAAACUCAUCGAGCAAAACAAACUCUCCGAUAAACCCGAAGGUAAAGCUAAUAACGAUAUCGAAGAGGAAUUGAAGCGGCUGGAAGUGGCUAUAAACAAACUCAAACCGAGUCCGGGGUUGAACGUUGUGGAUAUACCGAGUGGUAAAGAGGACUACAAAGGCUCCGGGGUUACCCUUACAACCGAUCAAAUAGUGGAUUUGCGCAGGAAACUGGACGAAAUUAUAAACAUGCAAGCCAAAAAGGACAUCAAAAAUAUCCUCUCCAUCGGUGAAUCGACGCACGUUUCUGAUGAUAGGAAGGGUUUGUAUCCGUUUGGGAAUCCAUUUUGGUACCCGCAGAAUAUUCCACCAGUAACACCACCACUGGAUUAUUCCUAUUUACCGAGCAUGUACAACCCAUUUUACCCGCCUUUCAUGUACCCCCCUGUUAACCCAAACAAGGGUUAUUACCAGCCGAGCUACGAGAGCUUCGAGACUCCCCCUUACGCGGAGCCUCCUGCGCUUGAAGAGGAAACUAAGGGGCAGGAUCCCAGAGAAACUCCAGCGGAAAGGAACGCUGAAGAAGGACCAAUCGAUAGAGGUGCUGCUGUGAGCGAUAUAAAAGAACAAAUAGCGGAUUUGACGAAGGUUAUCGAGAGCAUGAAGAACGAAGCGAAACUCGGGACGUUCGGAUACAAUCCGAUUUUGAAUGUGUUAGAAAAAGAAGUUAGCGAUUUGAAAGGUAUCAUUAACAAAUUGACCGAAGGAAACGAGCCUAAUCAGGUCGCUCAAAACCCGCCGAGAAUCCGAAGAUCGUUGGAAAUUAAACCGCAACCGGCGAAAAUCGACGAUGUGGCCGAAGAAAUGAGGAAAUACCUCGAACCGGUCCAAACCAAAAUCCCCGAAGAAACCAAACAAACCAAACAAACCGCCCAAUACGACGAAGUGGUGAAGAAAAUCAAUGCGCUAAAGACCCGGUUAGGUCUACCGCCCAUCGCCAGAGCCGGGGAUUCCUACAAACCACCGGGGAAUUACAACCAAGGUUACGGGACCAAUAACAACCUCAUACCGAAACCUUUAGUACCUAUAACUCCGGUAAUUCCCCAGCAAAACGACCUCCUCUCCGACAUCAUCGUGAAAGCCUUGGACAAAAUCAUCGCAAUAAUGCCCAAAAUAUUUGCCAAAUUAUUCGGUGACAGUUUAGAAGGUUUAGUAGACACUGUAACUUACGAUAAAACCUACUAUUACAACAACAACGACAACAAUAAUUACGGAGUAAGUUAUGAUAACAACAACAACAACAAUUUACUGGCGGUUUUCUACAAGAUGGGCGCCUUCGGGUACGUUCCUCUGAUAGUACUGAAGCUCCUGGGGGCUUGCUCGACGUUCCUGCGGAUCCUGAAGAGCAAUCCGUUCUACAGGAACUUCCUGGUGCCGGGUUUGGUGCUUCUGAUGGUCUCGGGGGCCGUGGUUUUCUUGAUAUGGUGGUUGAAAAUCGACGAGGACGGGUCGAUGAUGACGACCAGGCAAAUCGAAACGUCGGAUACCCGGUUGAACUUGGAUAGGUACAAUAGGUACAGGUUUUUGUACCCUGGUACCGAUUAUUAUUAUCGUAAUUACGGGAAUUAUUAUUAUCCGGGGAAUUUCUAUCCUUACCAUUCGAAAUCGAAAGAUGCGGAUGGCGGAAAGGUGUUGGAUGAUGUUAAACCUGGGGGUUAUUUUAGAUCGUACUUUGAGACGGAUUCUCGCAAAAAAGUCGAUUGA